UCCGCUGGGCUGUUUGGUGCUUUGACAUCUUGUCUCCAUGGCAGUGCUCAGCUGGCAGGGCUGAUCAGGGAGGCCUAUUCAUUAACUCGGAGCCCGGGCCAGCGCGGCCAUGCCGGUGCCGCGGUGGACUGAGCAGCUGCUGGGGCAGGCAGCGAGCAGGCAAAAUGGAUCUCACUCUCCUCUUGGCAGCAGUCCUGGGGCUCCUUAUUGUCAAGGCUGUUUUGUUUCAGCUGAGAAACCCGAGCUGCCCUCCUUGCAUCAGGAGCUGGAUCCCUUGGUUUGGAGCCGCGUUUCAGUUCGGGAAAGCUCCUCUGGAGUUUAUAGAGCAAGCUAGGAACAAGUAUGGACCCGUGUUCACAAUAUUUGCUCUGGGAAAACGAUUUACUUUUGUGACUGAAGAAGAAGGAACUGAAGCAUUUUUUAAAUCUGAAGACUUAAACUUUGAACAGGCAGUACAACAAGCUGUCAAGAAUGCAGUUUCUGUCCCUGCAGAAGCAUUUUAUCAGAAUCACAGUAACCUGUACAGCAUGAUGAAGGGGAAAAUGAGUCCUUCCAAUCUGCACAUGUUCACGGGCACUUUGUGUAAGGAGCUGCAUGAGCACAUGGCUCAGCUGGGCAUGGAGGGCACAGGCGACCUCAAUGACCUGGUAAGGCAUGUCAUGUAUCCAGCAGUGGUGAACACCUUGUUUGGGAAAGGCAUCUGCCCGACAAGUCAGAGCAAAAUCAAGGAGUUUGAAGAACAUUUUCAGAAGUACGAUGAGGACUUUGAAUACGCUUCUCAGAUGCCUGAGUGCUUCCUGAGGAACUGGUCUAAAUCCAAAAAAUGGCUUCUAAAAUUAUUUGAGAAAGUAGUGUUGGAUGCUGAAAGGACCAACCCUUCAGACACCACAUCCAAGACACUACUGCAACAUCUUCUGGACAACUUGCAAGGAAAACAUUUAGCUCCCAAUUAUGGUCUCCUCAUGCUCUGGGCUGCCCAAGCAAAUGCUGUCCCCGUUGCAUUUUGGACCCUUGCUUUCAUACUGUCUCAUCCUUCCAUUUACAAGAAAGUCAUGGAAGACCUGGCUUCUGUUUUUGGCAAAGCAGGUAAAGAUAAACUGGAAGUCUCUGAAGAGGACCUGAAGAAGCUCCCUUUUAUUAAAUGGUGCACUUUGGAAGCCAUACGGCUGAGGUCUCCAGGUGCAAUCACCAAGAAAGUAAUAAACCCAAUUAAAAUUAAGAAUUUCACCAUCCCUGCAGGUGACAUGCUGAUGUUGUCGCCCUAUUGGUUGCACCGGAAUCCAAAAUAUUUUCCAGACCCAGAAACGUUCAAACCUGAUCGUUGGAAAGAGGCAAAUUUAGAGAAGAAUGCUUUCUUGGACAGCUUUGUGGCAUUUGGAGGAGGGAAGCAUCAGUGUCCAGGAAGGUGGUUUGCGAUCAUGGAAAUCCAGUUGUUUGUUAUUCUGUUCCUGUACAAGUAUGAAUUUGUGGCAUUGGAUGCAGUACCAAAGGAGAGCCCUUUACACUUGGUGGGGACACAGCAACCCAUGGCACCAUUCCGGGUCCAGUAUAAAUGCCGGGAAUAAAAGCUGCCCAGCACUAACCUUCCUUUGCCACCGCCCCCCCCGAUGGAUGAACCACUGAGCUGCUUCCCUAUCCUACACCUUCAGAUAAGUUUUCUACCUGAAGAGUUCUUAAUUUCAACUUUCAAUGCUGCACAUACUCAAUAUUCACAUAUUCAAUGCUGAACCGUGCUCUGCCAUACCAGAAUAGUCAUACCUGUGCUCUGCACCUGGUUGCCCAGGUCCUAGUGCUUAAAAUCCAAGCUCUCCUGCUGCAUUCAUACUUUGGAGGGCAGUUAUUCACCAAACAUUC
This is a messenger RNA of Corapipo altera (White-ruffed manakin), 1854 nucleotides long. Its product is annotated as 24-hydroxycholesterol 7-alpha-hydroxylase. NCBI's taxonomy places the organism in Eukaryota, Metazoa, Chordata, Aves, Passeriformes, Pipridae. Gene Ontology annotation, molecular function: iron ion binding; heme binding; steroid hydroxylase activity. Bases 165 to 1565 code for a protein of 466 amino acids. The transcript has 12 exons. The record is from RefSeq and is a predicted model, not a curated record. Gene Ontology annotation, biological process: bile acid biosynthetic process; cholesterol homeostasis.